Schistocerca nitens (vagrant locust) is the source of this 1092-nucleotide messenger RNA. RefSeq names its product gamma-glutamylcyclotransferase-like. The transcript has 3 exons. Gene Ontology annotation, molecular function: gamma-glutamylcyclotransferase activity. The coding region runs from base 244 to 777 and encodes 177 amino acids. NCBI's taxonomy places the organism in Eukaryota, Metazoa, Arthropoda, Insecta, Orthoptera, Acrididae. The record is from RefSeq and is a predicted model, not a curated record.
UCCCUACCAGAGAGGUUUCUACUGUAUGGUGAAGUAGCGUGUUUAUGACAAUGUCAUAUGACGACAGCACGCCACGUACUUUACUGUAUGUGUCACGAAUAGGUUGUGGGCAAAGGAAUGGUGUUUGACUGUUAAGUCGCUUUUGCGAACAUCUUGGGUUAAUGUUUAGCAAAAUAAACUCUGCUAGAAAAUACCACGGAAGUGCUUAAGUCACUUACACUGUAUGCGCUUAAAUAAACAGUGAUGGGCGGAAAAUUCUUUUAUUUUGCUUACGGAAGUAAUUUGCUAGCAAAAAGGAUUCACAUAAACAAUCCAUCAGCAAUAAGGAUAUCAGCAGCAAAGCUUAAGGAUUUCCGACUGGAUUUCGGAACGUGGGCCGAGAGAUGGAGAGGUGCAGUAGCAACAAUAGUGCCAGAAAAGGGCAAACACGUAUGGGGAGCGGUGUGGGAAAUUGAUAAAUCAAAUUUGGCGGAUUUAGACAGGCAAGAAGGUGUAAACGAUGGAUUUUAUUUUCCCAUGCAAGUUGAUGUGGAGAAGCCCUCAGGAGAAUUUGUAAAUUGUCGCUCGUAUCAGCUUUGCGAUACGCCCACAAAGAUAUCUGAAGGAGUUAUCAUUCCUGAAAACAGGCUGCCAUCUGCACUUUAUUUGGAUGUCGUCAUACAAGGAGCAAUUGAAAGUGGAUUACCAGAUGAUUACAUAAGUCAGUUGAAAAAAAUACAGCAUAAUGGUUAUGAAGGUGUUGGUAAUAAUCUACAGUUCUUGGUUUCAAGUCAGUAGUUACCAGAAAAGGGAUAUAAAUUAAACAUGGUUACCUAAAGGAUAGGAAUGCAGAGAAAAAAUUGAAAUUACUUUUUCAGCAGUAUUUGUUAGUGUAAGUUGAGUAAUUAAUAUAGCUGAGAAAUUGGAGAACCAUAAGGAAUGUAUGGAAAAAAAAAUGUUCACAUGGUUGAAUACUAUGUGGUGGAAUUGAUAAUGCUGUGUAAUCAGUCAUUUAUUAUUUUUAAUUUGAUUUAUGAUGUCAGGCAGUGACAGUUACUAGUCUGAAGAGACAUACAAUAAAUAUUAGUACAAGCAUUUAACAAAUGUGUACUG